Molecule: messenger RNA, 490 nt
Organism: Psylliodes chrysocephalus
Lineage: Eukaryota; Metazoa; Arthropoda; Insecta; Coleoptera; Chrysomelidae
Source: the annotation of a GenBank genome assembly
AUGGAUCUAAUAAACCAAAAGGCAGCAGUAGAACUUCUGGGUGGAUGGAAUGAGCAAAUUCUGAGUGCUAGAAGUAAACCUGGUCCUUUUUGUGUAAUUGACUGUAAAGAUCAAAAUAGUUUUCGUUCAUGGACAAAUCACUUUGCAAAUUACUUGUAUAAAAAGUGUCCAUUUGAUAGCAGGCUAAACAAGGAACUUACAGUACAUACUGGUAUGCCGAGAAUGAUAGAAUAUCGUGAAUCAUAUAACGGAGCUUGCACGACUUCUGUAGUGAUACCGCCUAGAAGAAAGUCAAAAAAUAUUGAUUUGUUACCUACUGGCCAAUUUGAAGUACCUUCUUUAAAAUACAACGAGAAACUCCCUAUAUAUUUGAAAAAGUUUCAAGACCUACAAGAACUUAAAAGAUUUUGUGAGCCUAAUGAAUCUAAGUACUUUGAAAACUUAUUUAAUAACCACACUACCGAAGAUGAAGACGCUUAAUUUAUGUUAA